CGGCAGAUCAGGUUCGAUCGGCUCGUUUAGGCAGACUUACAUUCCCACUCCGGUCCAAAGAUCAGGAGAAAAAAUAGGAGGCUGAGGAUCCCUCCAUACUAAUUCGCUGCCCAACGAUCACGUGGCGGGACACGGGCGCGGCGCGAACUUUUCGGGGGCGAAAGAUUGAUUAUUUUCUUCUCCGAUCCUCCGGCAAUGUCUUUCUCUCCGUCCUACGAUCUCAAGAGGAGGAGGACCGUGAAGGGUUUUUGCAAAAGAAGUCAUGGCCAUGGUACAAUCCUUAGAAGAGUCGGCUUCGUCAGAAUCGCUUUGGAGACACCUGCGUGACCAUCAUGGAAUAAGCAAGACAGAUUCACAGCGGCGAUUGUUAACAGAUCCAUCGUUCAACAUCCCCGCGAGAAUAACCGAUCACCCUUCCACCCCAACGGAAUCCAAACUCGCUUCCGGUCUACUCUACAACGAUGUCGCAGUUGAACACUCCGGCCGGGGGAUUCAACUGACGGUUAACGAGCAACAAUGCCUGAUCAGUUUGUGUAGAAGUAUGAUGGACCAUUACGAACUAGGUCACUACCCCAAAAGUUUCUGGAUUCGAAUCUCCACGGCACUACAGGAGCAAACUGGCCGCCGAUACUCAUGGCAGUCAUGUCGACGACGCAUUAUCGGUUAUAUCACGAAACGCAAGGCAUACUGGGCCGCUUACAAAUACAAUCAGAUUCCGGAGUGUGACAUACACAGCGACGUCGCAGAGGACAUUGAUUCCUGGAUGGGCUCAUGUGAUAAAAAGUUGGGACGGCCUGUGCGCCAUGAAGUCGCUCUGAAAGCGGCCGAGAAACCCGAAGAAGCCCCGCCACUUCGGGUAUCAGUUCAACAACUGAUAAAGUACACUCGGGUUUCAAAUUGGGUGGAAAGUCUUCCGCCACCCGCAGAGAUGGACCCUUUACCAACGAAAUUCGGCAUUCCUUCAUUGAGCUGGUGCCCUCCCUUCUCCAGUCACCAGUCAUUGUCUCAUUCCCAAUCUCCGAGCCAGUCACCGGUGCUCAACGAGAUCUCUAUGUACCGUCAGCGGGCGGGCGCUCCUCGUGGUAUCCAUCUCGCACCGUCGAACACUCCCUCCUACAGAGGGCAACCUACGGAGCAACAAGAGAGACCGAAACUCCCUCCAUUAACCAAUAGCGCGGUUCAAACUCAGGCUUCUCCAGGUGCUGUCCCUGAGACAUCUCACAAUACUCAGACUAGCAACAAACGACCUCGUGAUGACGAUGACGACGGCGAUGCAGCCCGUGAUCAUCCCGCUCGCCGUCUACGCCAAGACGAGCCCAGCCAUCCAUCGGGCACCGUAACUCUAAAUCAGGAAUCCGCAGUGAACGACAUAAAAGCCGUAGACAGCUCCGUCGAGAACACUUUUGGCAAACUCUGGGAGCGAGUUGCACCACUUUUCAAGGAUCCCGUUUUGGCCCAGGGUCCCGCGGCGAUGAAAUCCGAGUCCAUCAUGCGCGAUCUAUUCAGCGAAAUUGGAACGGCUCUAACCAAAGCAUUUACGAGAAUGAGAGAAGACAAUGACGAACCUCAGAAGAUGUGAAACGCAUACGGAGCAAUUUUUUUUUUUUAUCUUUUUAUCUUUUGCUAAGGCGCACCCAGCGGUAUAGUUCUCGUCUCUGUUUAUCCUUACGACACCGCCCUUCUCUUAAACUCCCUUUAUAUCUUUCUCGUUUUAUUCAUUUAGUUUGGGCGGCAUUGCAUGCAUUGAUAUACCUCGAUUUCUU
Molecule: messenger RNA, 1763 nt
Organism: Aspergillus pseudonomiae
Lineage: Eukaryota; Fungi; Ascomycota; Eurotiomycetes; Eurotiales; Aspergillaceae
Exons: 1
Coding region: 263-1579 (438 amino acids)
Source: RefSeq, a predicted model, not a curated record